Messenger RNA from Magallana angulata, 1967 nucleotides. RefSeq lists its product as uncharacterized. Lineage: Eukaryota; Metazoa; Mollusca; Bivalvia; Ostreida; Ostreidae. The transcript has a single exon. Gene Ontology annotation, biological process: protein polyubiquitination; negative regulation of translation; proteasome-mediated ubiquitin-dependent protein catabolic process. The record is from RefSeq and is a predicted model, not a curated record. Gene Ontology annotation, molecular function: ubiquitin protein ligase activity; translation repressor activity. Bases 333 to 1346 code for a protein of 337 amino acids.
UGCAGGAAUGUGGACAGAGGGGUAAGGGGAGCUUACUCAACCGGGUCGUCACGCAAAGAUUAAAUCUAACAAUACAACUUUUAAAUGUUGGAUGCUUAUCAAUUAAUGUUUUUAUAGAGACUAAAGAACACGGACGAGACAAAUAGAAUAAUUCUGUAUAGAGUUACACAUCUGGUUAAAGAAUCAAGUUAAGUCAUCGAGAUGCGUUGUUGUUCGGAACAUGUGCUUGGUUCUUACGAUCCGAUCAAACGGUUUUCCUCGGGAAAUCAGGGAGUAUUCAGCCAUAUACCCGAAUUUAUUCACGUUUUCUGAUUUUUGUUUCAAAAUUGUGCAUGGCACGUCCCAUUCUAAUCAAGACCAACAAAAACAGAGGCAACAGGAAACAGAAAGCUAGUAGAUUUGGACGCGUCGGUGAUGAGGCGAGCAUUGAAGAGGAUGAGGAUGAAAACAAUGUCUACGUGGUUAGCAAAUUAUCCUCCUUCCGCCAUGGAUCAGGGACGAUUCCAACUUUGUGUCCCUCAUCUGUUAAUUGCUGGGUACAUAAAUUCGGAUCGAAAAACAAUGAACUGAUGACACCAGAAGGCGAUUUGAUCCGAUCGUCUUAUUUCGGAUUUCUGGUUAACCAUAUGGCUUCGGCGGGAGGUGGGGAAAUUCUCAUGUCUGAUUAUUACGGCAUGAAAGUGAAAAUGCUGACAAAAUCAGGCGAAAUAAUUGACAUCGCAGAAACUGAACCCCUUCAUCCGUUUGGUCUCUGUGCUACCGUGGACGACAAUUUCAUUGUGUGCUUGGUUGACACUGACGACUGUGUUAUAUCAACAAACAGUGUCAGGGGCCUUGCGAGAAUUAACCGUGAUGGCCAAAAACUUCAGGAAAUCAAAAACUCGAGUGAAACUCGUCUGUUCACCAAACCAUACAGAGUCAGCGAGAACAGAAACUCCGAUAUUCUUGUUGUGGACUGGACUUCGGAAAGGACGAGCCGACUUGUCGUCUUGGACAAAACAGGGAAGUUGAAAUGUGUCUGUAGAGGAAGACCAAGGAAAUUCGGGGAGAUGCUGUUCAACCCGAGCGAUGUCUGCUCCAAUUCCGAAUCCUACGUCAUAGUGAGUGACCUUACUGGCCACGCCGUGCAACUGCUAAGUCCGGAAUAUCAAUUUAUCCAGAAUAUUCUGGCCCCAAAAGACGGCAUAGAAUACCCACUGACCUUGGCACUGAACCACGACGAUCUCUGGGUGGGGUCCGGAAACGGUAAAGUCACGGUUUUAAGACUGUCCAAAAAGACACGUCCAGACGCUAAUGGUCACGUAGUGGUGGAAUCCAGUAAAAGCAGACUUUGUGUUAUAUGCUGAUCAGAUUGUUGUAAAUGGCUUGGAUUAACGAUGAACAAAAUGAAUUAUAACAUAUUUAUAGAUAUACUCAAAACAUUCGAAUACCGUUAAGUACAUAUAUAUAUAUACUUAUCUGCAGAUAUCUUUAGGCGUUCGUUUUAGCGCUUUAAACUGCAUCCAACGGAUGUAUGAAUAUGUAUCUUAUAGAUGAAACAAACUGAUAUAUGCAUGAAUUUUAUUAUAUAAAUUAGCGCGCCAUGUAUAUAUAACAAUUAACCCCUUCACGGUAACUGCAGUACUGCUCUUUUGCAGGGCAAAAUGACAUGGUUUGGUGAAAUAUGACGUAACGUCAAUUGUUUCAUUUACGUCAUUUAAUUAUUUAUCUACUGAAAUUUCGGCAAAGUAUAUCAUUUUGCCCUGCAAGAGAGCAGUACCGCAGUUAUCGUGAAGGGGUCUAUAAAAUGUUUUUUUGUGCUUCACGCGGGAUAUGAAGGUGGCGGUAUUGGAGAAAAAAAAACCCGCUGGUUAUGUAUAAAAAAUUUCUGCAAAAAUCGCUACCUUCAUAACCCACAUGAAUCAUCAAAGAAAGCAUUCUAUCGUUUAUAUUUACGUUUUUCUCUAAAGCAAAUUAAUAAAUUGAUC